Messenger RNA from Aphidius gifuensis, 3543 nucleotides. RefSeq lists its product as uncharacterized. Lineage: Eukaryota; Metazoa; Arthropoda; Insecta; Hymenoptera; Braconidae. The record is from RefSeq and is a predicted model, not a curated record. Bases 558 to 2336 code for a protein of 592 amino acids. The transcript has 3 exons.
UCGUACUAAAGUUGUUCAUGAAGGAUAUUGUGUGUAUUUGCCGGUAACACGAGGGAAGACCUAUAUAACUGUACCAUCGUGUCUGGGUCAGGGGGCGGGACACCACGACGUUAUAGUAUACACUGUAUAUCGGACAGGUGUAUUUCAUUCCAACUCGACGAGUUACCGUGUGCACGCAUCAUCAUCAUUAUCAUCAUCAACAUCAUCAACAAUAUAUAUUAUCAUCAAAAUUCAUCGCUAAAUCUAAAUACAAUUCAGUCUUCACACUACUGUCUUUGGAUUAGUUGUAUUUACAUCAACAUUUAUCAACAAAUUAAUUUAUUUUUUAAACGUGUUUAGUUUAUUAAUAUAUUUUAAUGAAUUAAUAAUUUUUUUUUAUAUUUAAAUUUUAUUAAUUGUUUAAAUAAAAUUGUGUGGAACAAUAGUGUGCACGUGAAUAUUUUUUUUAGUGAAGUGAUUUGCCAAGUUCUACACGAGUUUCUGAUCUUUUUUUUCAAAAAGUUUAAUUGGAAGAAUAUUUUUUUCGACUUUUUGGUCACCGUGGAUGUCAACACGGAAUGCGGUUAAAUAGUGUGAUUCUAGUAUGUCUCCUACUCGGAGGGGUGACAAGAGCUGAAGAAGUUGAAGUUGUCGAGGCAAUAUCCGGUGAAGAAAAUCGAAAUGAUAAUACGGGAAUGAAUCGACAAGAUACUGAUUCAAAUACAGUUGAUCAAUUGGCUUUAGAAUCAUUAAAUGAUAAAGAAAAUACUGGUACAUCAUCAUCAUCAUCAAAUCAAUAUAAAAAUGUUGGUUUACGUGGUCAUCCAUUGUCAUUACCACCAUCACGAGGUAAUAUUGGCUUAUCACAACAUCAAUCAGUAGCUUAUCAUGGACCACCACCACCACUUCCUGGUAAACAACAACAGCAACAGCAGCAACAACAACAACAACAACAACAACAACAGCAACAGCAACAAACUGAAGCUAUGGAUAAAAUGUACAAUACAGCAAGUGGUUCUGGUGGUGAGCCUUGGCCAGCAACAACACCUGAUAUGCCAAAAAUAGUAUCACUUGAUGUUAAAUGUGAAAAAAAUUUAAUGAAAGUAUUUUUAGGUUUUGAUAAACCAUUUUAUGGUAUUGUAUUUAGUAAAGGACACUAUAGUAAUUUAAAUUGUGUACAUUUACCAGCUGGGCUAGGAAGAUCAUCAGUUAAUUUUGAAAUUGGUAUACAUACAUGUGGUACUGUUGGUAAUACAGAAAAUGGUUUAUAUGGUUAUGGUAUUGAAUCUGGUUCUGGUACAUAUUUUGAAAAUAUAAUUGUUGUACAAUAUGAUCCACAAGUACAAGAAGUUUGGGAUCAAGCAAGAAAAUUACGUUGUACAUGGCAUGAUUUAUAUGAAAAAUCAGUAACAUUUAGACCAUUUCCAGUUGAUAUGUUGGAUGUUGUAAGAGCUGAUUUUGCUGGUGAUAAUGUUGGUUGUUGGAUGCAAAUACAAGUUGGUAAAGGACCAUGGGCAUCUGAAGUAUCUGGUUUAGUUAAAAUUGGUCAAACAAUGACAAUGGUUUUGGCAAUAAAAGAUGAUGAUUCGAAAUUUGAUAUGUUAGUUAGAAAUUGUAUGGCACAUGAUGGUAAACGUGCACCAAUACAAUUAGUUGAUCAAAAAGGAUGUAUAACAAGACCAAAAUUAAUGUCUCGAUUUACUAAAAUUAAAAAUUUCGGUGCAAGUGCAUCAGUAUUAUCAUAUGCACAUUUUCAAGCAUUUAAAUUUCCAGAUUCAAUGGAAGUGCAUUUUCAAUGUACAAUACAAAUAUGUAGAUAUCAUUGUCCUGAUCAAUGCUCAGAACCUGGAUCACUAGAUUCAGCACCAGGUUUACUUGAAAAUCAUCAUCCAGAUGUCGGCUAUGGUAUUCCACCACCAUUACCACUUGAGGCAUACCUCCAAGCAGCUGCUGGUAGACCACGUGAUGAAAGAAGAAGAAAAUCUCGAGAAAUAAGUGAUAAAAGUAAAAAACAAACAUCACCUAAAAACAUUGGUGUUAAUCGUAUAAUAAGAGUUGUAUCAACUGGUGAUUUAACAUUUGCAAUUGAUGAAUCAUCUGACAAUACAACAGCAUCAGAUGAAACAAUGAUUUUUCCAGUACGUGAUAAUGCACCAGGAUCAACAAUGAUAUGUAUGACAACACCUGGAUUUGUUAUAACAUUAAUUAUUUUACUUGGAAUAUUAUUAGCAUCAUGUAUAUUAUCAGCAUAUUUAUGGAUUCGUUUACGUCCAUUUGCAAAAAAAAAAUGCAUCGUUGCUGCUGCAUACAGUGUUAACAAAAAACAAAUGCAGCCAAAAACAUGUUUUUAUUCUUAGUUAAUUCAUCAUCAAAAUAUUAUAUCAAAUAAUUUAUUUGUUACCGAAUUGACGUCACAUUUAUCUAAGUCUCAUGGUAAUGUCAUGGUACAAUCACUAAAAUAUUUAUAACAAUAAUCAUCAUCACCAUCAUCAUCAUCGUCAUAAAAGGAACAAAUGUUUUAGCGAUGUCAUAUUAUGACAAUUUUUUUUUUUUUCAAUAUGCAUAUAUUUAUAGUAAAUAAAUAAAAUGAAAUAAAAAAAAAAAAAAGAAAAAAGUUGUGUCACAUAUAUGUAUGACAUUUCCAUGGGACAUAAUAAUUUUGUGUCGCUGGGAACUUUCGUUCUACCUCUUUUGUCGCAGACCGUGCUUGGCUCGUGAAUGUCGUGAUGUACGUGGCGCACUAGAGGCUAUCAAGUACCGUGACAAAAGCACGAUUCCAUAUACAUAUGCUGAUAUAAAUACACAUAUUCCUACAAGUAUAUGUGAUACUUUUUCAGGAUGGAUAAAAAAUAAAAAAAAAAAAAAAACCAUUACAAUAAAAUGAAAAAGUAAUAAAAAAGGUAUUUAGAAAAAGGAAAAAAAAAAACAUAGCAGUAUUUACAAAUAAAUAUAUAAAAGACAGCAACCUGCAUUCACAUAUCAUUGAAAUUGCUAAAUGCACCGCCACAUGACCCCGAAGAAGAAUUCACUGACCUUAGAAUUGUGAGAGGGUCAGUGAGUCAAUGCAAUUGUAUGGAUUCGUGCUUUCUAGAAUUGAAAAAUAAAACAAAUUAUAUUAAUAACAAUAAUAACAUUAUAAUAUUAAUAAUAAAACAAAAAAAUUAAUAAUAAUAAAUAUGUGUAUGUUGACCUUGUCAUGUAGACGCAAUCAAUUUGUAUAUUAAGCUAAAAUGCACACGAUUAUAAUCGUAUACGAUUCGUCGACUGAUUAGUCAAAAUUUUCAUAUUUUAUUUAAUACGCAGGGUUAUUUAAUAUGGUGUCUAUUAUAAAUAUAAUAAUAACUAUAUUUAAAUUAUUUAGACUGUCAAGGACAGUUAAAAACUGAUAGAUGUAUGUAGAAAAUAAAUAAAUAAAUAAUUCAUUUUUGGAGAUUAUUUUUCUCCAAUCUUAGCCUCUGUGUAUCUGUAAUUUUUAAAAAUAUAAAUUUAUAAAAAAAACGGGUGGAUACACAAGUGCCUGGUAAAUAAAACUAAUUAUAUAUAUAUAUAAAUACACAUUUAAAA